Messenger RNA from Paramecium pentaurelia, 415 nucleotides. The record is from the annotation of a GenBank genome assembly. Lineage: Eukaryota; Ciliophora; Oligohymenophorea; Peniculida; Parameciidae.
AUGAAGCUUAUAAAUAAUAUUUAGAAUCACAUGAAACAUAUGAAUGAGCUAUUACAUUAUAUAAAAUAAUAUAACUUAGCAAGAUACUAUCAAAAAAUUCAAGAAAAUGCAAAUUUACAAGAAAAUAAUUAAUCAAUACAAAAAAAGCUAAUCUAAUAUAAAUUAAAUGUAGAUUAGGAAGAAAACAUCAAAAAAGAUAUGGAAUCUUAAGAUAAAUUAUAGAGAUAAGAAAAUAUUUUACAUAAAAGGUUUAAUAGGAUGAAAAUAGAUGUAAUGGAAAAGAUAGAGAAGAAAUAAAGAAGUAGAUUGAAAUUAUAGAAAAUCAAAUAAAAAAUAAGAAUACUUAGUAAAAAUAAGAGCUAAUUAGAAAGAUUAUUAAGGUAUAAAAGAGAUUAUUAAUAACAGAUAAUAUUNA